Messenger RNA from Bradysia coprophila, 898 nucleotides. RefSeq lists its product as uncharacterized. NCBI's taxonomy places the organism in Eukaryota, Metazoa, Arthropoda, Insecta, Diptera, Sciaridae. The record is from RefSeq and is a predicted model, not a curated record.
AUCACAUGUUGUUUACAAAUAUGCAUAAAUGUUGUUCCUUGUUCGUAAUAAAAUUUUAGAGACAAAAAUUAUUAUUUUUUUUUUCGAAUACCACUCGCAAACGACUUGAGCAGUUCAACUAACCAAACAGUGUAGAAAUUUAUUUAUUCGAUUCUGCGAAGUCAUAGGAAGACAUUUUUUUUAAUUAAAAACAUUUCUAACGAAAUCGGAACGACAAUGGUGAUUAGCAAUCGAUCAACAUUGAUAUUGGUAGUUCUCUGUGCAGCCAGUGUACUUGCAGAUUUUGGAUUUCCAGACAAUGAGGAAGAUGACGCUUCUAAAAAGAAUGCUCAGAACAAAAAACCAGUAUUCCUGCCGCAACAGUGCAACGAGAACGAACUUUUCUACCCAGGGGAUCAGAAGGACGAUUAUGUAUGCGAUUGCAAGCCCGGUCACAUCUACCAUCCGAAAACGGAUCGCUGCUAUAGUGCUUACCGCCAAGGUCCAUGCUCAGCAAAUCAAUUCCUCAUGAUUUUGCCGGGACAGUAUAUACCGGAAUGUUUGACGAAUCGUUGCACUCCAGACGGUUGGGUAACAUUUAGAAAUAAAUGCUAUUUAUUGAACGAAGCUGGACCAUGUGAUUUAGCUGAACUGUCGUACGUUGUUGCCGUGAAUGCGACGUCAUUGGAGCUGGAGUGUAUCAAGCAAAAUCCGGAUAUAUUAUCGCGAUUCGGAGACGAGGAAAUGAUUGGAACGUCAUGUUUACGCGGUACUAAGCGGUCAAUUCAAGGAAAAUGUGAAAAAUAAUUUUUACAAUUUUAAUUAAACAAAAUUCAGUACUUCCAUCGAAUGAUGAUUUUUCCUCGUUCGCAUUUGUACGUAUCAGUUGAGUUUAGUAAAUGCUGUGAAAAUUGGUGAA